Colletotrichum aenigma is the source of this 3759-nucleotide messenger RNA. RefSeq names its product Ankyrin repeat, PH and SEC7 domain containing protein secG (gene secG-0). Lineage: Eukaryota; Fungi; Ascomycota; Sordariomycetes; Glomerellales; Glomerellaceae. The record is from RefSeq and is a predicted model, not a curated record. The transcript has a single exon. Gene Ontology annotation, molecular function: protein binding. The coding region runs from base 1 to 3759 and encodes 1252 amino acids.
AUGAACCUUAACAACACCAGUUCGGGCAAACAGUACAACAAUGUGGGGGGUGGCUGCCAGUACAACGCGGAGAAUAUCACGAUACGUAAGUUUGCCCAUCCUUCCCCGAAACAAACUUCGCUGAUAAAGUGCAAAGAUCAUGCAGCAAACGACCCUGGCGACAAAGACAGACAGUUUCUCAUCGAUCUGAAGCUCAGCGACCCGCAUCUAGAUAAAGAACAAAUCGAGCGCAUAAAGGGCGGCCUACUGAAGGACUCAUAUCUCCUUUCAGACCAAAGUUAUAAACAUCCCGACAUCAAGGAGGCAGCUCGUCUCCAGGAUCAACGAGCCGGAUGUCUCAAACUCCUCUACACAUGUCCGUAUCUAGAUAGAAAAGACAUCAACCCUGAGCGAGUGGACGGGACCUGCGAGUGGUUUAUUAAACAUCCUUAUUUCCUGGACUGGAAAGAAUCGCUAGAGUCUAAGUUGCUUUGGGUAUCCGCAGAUCCUGGUUGCGGUAAAUCUGUCCUCGCCAAGUACUUGGUAGACAACAUCCUGAUCAGCAACUUGGCUCAGACGACUUGCUACUUCUUCUUCAAGGAAAACUUUUCGGAUCAGAAAACGGCAGUGGCCGCUCUCUGUGCUUUGCUUCGUCAGCUUUUUAUACAGCAACCGCAACUACUCAGCACGUCAAUCAUCGCUCAAUUUCGAAGUGAUGGCAAAACGCUUACUGAGUCGUUUUCUAGUCUCUUUGAGAUGCUCAUCAAAGUGGCGGCACAGAGUUCAACUCAGAUUAUCUGUUUGAUAGAUGCGUUGGACGAGUGCCAGGAGGGUGACCGUCAACAACUCAUUACUGCUCUGAGCAAGUUGUACAAUAAUUCUACGACUCUGGAGCAUCCGUUGAAGUUCAUUUUAACUUCAAGGCCAUACCUGCAGAUUCAAAGGGGCUUUCGUCGGCUUGAAAACAGCUGGCCAACAAUUCACUUGAGAGGGGAGGACGACACGCAGGUCACCAAGAUUGCCCAAGAAAUUGAUGUUUUCGCCAAAAGUCGGAUUCAUGAUAUCUCCGAGACUCUCUCCUUAGAAGGAUGGGAAACUGAGUUUCUAGAAGAGCAAUUCAUGAAGACCGAAAACCGCACGUAUUUGUGGGUGAAGGUGGCCUUGGACGUUAUCGAGAAUAUCCUCUCGUUCACUGAGGAUAGCGUCAAGGACGCCCUCAGAACUAUACCGGAGAGUCUUGAUAAACUCUAUGAGAACAUUCUCAAUCGGAGUCUCGAUGUGGAGAAAGCUCGCAAGUUACUUCAUAUUGUAAUUUCUGCGGCACGACCAUUAACUUUACAAGAAAUCUCUGUCGCUCUAGCAAUGUCCGAAAGCCAUCAGAUUUACUCAGAAAUUCAGAUGGAGCAUUCUGAGCGCUUCAGAGACACUUUGAGGGCAACGUGUGGGCUGUUCGUCACUGUUGUGGAGGGCAAAGUCUACUUUCUUCAUCAGACUGCGAAAGAGUUCCUAGUCAACUUGCAUAACAGUCAAGUUGCAUCCGAGUACCUCACAGCCCCCAACAACACCCCGACAGCAGCAAAAUUCACCUGGAAGCAUGCGUUUUUUCUAGAAGAUUCGCAUGCAAUAUUCGCCAAAAUUUGCACGGGGUAUCUUGCACUGAGAUACACUGACCCUCGCGAGACACGAGAAAAUGUGGAGGAGCAUGUGGAAUUGCAUUAUUCAUUUUUCCGUUACGCAGCAACGUACUGGCAUGAGCACUUCCAAGAAGCUAGAUUCGGCUUGGAAGACACAAUCAAUGACCUGGCCGUUAAGUUGUGCCAAUGGUGCCAAGAAGAAGACAGCCUUGAGUCCUGGUUUCUGACCUUUCUUUCCACGAGAUACUUUUACACUUCGGGGUGUUGGAAGACCGUACUGGAGCCGCCACCUCACCAUGCUUACUUGCCGAGCGAUGAGUCCAUAGCCUUCUGCAAACGGUACGUCGUCGCACCGAGAUUCACGCCCCUCAUCGUCGCUGCAGCGUGUGGCCUCGAGGCUGUGGUUCGAAGAAUAAGUCAUAACGAAAGUUCGGCUCAAUAUGACUUGGAUAGAUUUGGAAGAACAGUGUUAUGGUGGGCAGCAAUAGAGGGUCGCGCUGCGGUUGUUCGUUUCCUCUUAUCUCAGAAAGGCGACGAAGACUUUGACGACUUCUCUCUGAACGGUCUUCAAGGCGGACAAACGCCGUUAAUGAUGAGCUCAAUAGUAGGCCAUGAGUCUACAGUACGGGCCUUUCUUAAAGAUCCCAGACUACGACCAAACGUAGAGAACGAGUGGUCAGAUGCGUUGCAUUAUGCUACUCGAUAUCGACACGAGGGGAUUGCAAACAUGCUCCUUGACGAUAGUCGUACACUUCCACAAAUGACGGAGGCUCAGAAGUGGAGGUUUCUCAAAGCCGCUUUGGCUCAGAGAUAUUCUGACUUGACGCAAGUUGCAGUCAGGUUCAUGGACCCGGAUUACACAGAUACCGAGGGAAACACUGCCUUUACCUUGGCGAUUCACAACAUCGCGAACGCACCGGGCGAAUCGGUCUUACCUCAAGUGAAGGCCAUUCAAGCAGUCGGGACAGUAAACCCAUCCACGCCCGACAAAGACAAUAGGACACCUAUUUGGUGGGCGGCAAAGACGAACGGAGCCGACGAUGUCCUAGAAUAUCUUGCGACCGACCUUGGCCUGAACCCUAACCUCCCUGAAGGGCCUAAGCAUUCCGAACCUUCGCCGAUUGCUUGUUCUGCCGAAAGUGGCAACCUGCGAAAAGUCAAGGCUUUGCUUAAUACUGGGAAAGUCGACAUUAAUGCCGAAUCCCACAAUCCCUUGAUGAUUGCUGUUUCCGCAGCCAGAACAGAAGGCUGUAGGAACACAUGCGCAAGCAGCCUUCAAGGGCCCAUGUGUGCCGCUUGCGAGAUAGUUUCAUUACUACUGUCUCAUGGCGCUGACCCCAACAUGAGGCGUUCUGGUCGCAAUUCGGCCCUCAUGGUGGCCUCCAAAAAGGGUAUGAAUCGGAUUUGCAAGCUUCUAAUCGACCACGGGGCUCUGGUUGACGCCCAAGACAAGCGGGGUCAAAGUUCACUGAUGAAAAGUGCAGCAGGUGGUUUCGAAUCGACGGUCAAGCUUCUCAUCGAUCACGGGGCUCUAAUUGACGCCCGAGAUGAGCGAGGUUUCAGUCCACUGAUGAAAAGUGCAGCAGACGGUUACGACUCAAUGGUCAAGUUUUUAAUUGACCACGGGGCCCCGAUUAAUGCCCAAGACGAUUGUGGCGUUAGUUCACUGAAGAAAAGUGCAGCAGGCGGUCACGAAUCAACGGUCAAGCUACUGAUCAGCAAUGGGGCUUUCGUUGAUUUGCGAGACGACCAGGGGAAAACAGCCUUACAUGUUGCUGUGAGGAAAACGCACCUCGAUAUAAUCCAAUGCCUUCUAGAAGCAGGGGCGGACCGCAAUGCUCGAGAUAGAAAUGGCAACACACCUCUCGAUUUGGCCACCAGGCCACCUUCGCGUAUGAGGAGGUCUCGCCACGGCCGGAUGUACAUGUUGCCCAUAUUUAGUACAAGAUGGGGAUGGCGAUUGGCACAACAGCAGAGAACUCUUCUGCUGUUCGGGUUAUCCGCAGAGUCUGCCUCGCACCAGAUUCCUGCUCAUGACGACGUUUUAGUUGGCGAUGCCGAAACGCUUAGUUCUUGCCCAUCCUCCGCGGAUUCGGAUUCGUCAGAUGUUGACAUCAACUGGGGCCAAUUCCAGCCAUUAAACUGA